AUGCAACAAGGCAAACAAAAAUUCGUCAAUUUAACAUCAACCUCCCAGCAGCGCCGUGUACAAUUGCUCUACCCAACUACCCAGUGCCAGCACGCACCACGUUUGAGAAAUUUGCAAUUCAGCAGCCGCAUCAUCAGGCAAAACAUCAAUGUUCCCAAUGAUAUCAAGCAAUGCCAAGCACUGAACAGCAACGAUUCAAACAGACACUGA
Messenger RNA from Akanthomyces muscarius, 210 nucleotides. RefSeq lists its product as uncharacterized. The record is from RefSeq and is a predicted model, not a curated record. The transcript is spliced from 2 exons. The coding region runs from base 1 to 210 and encodes 69 amino acids. NCBI's taxonomy places the organism in Eukaryota, Fungi, Ascomycota, Sordariomycetes, Hypocreales, Cordycipitaceae.